This is a messenger RNA of Sycon ciliatum, 2886 nucleotides long. RefSeq names its product protein sidekick-2-like. Gene Ontology annotation, biological process: cell-cell adhesion. The transcript has 20 exons. Gene Ontology annotation, molecular function: protein binding. Gene Ontology annotation, cellular component: plasma membrane. The record is from RefSeq and is a predicted model, not a curated record. NCBI's taxonomy places the organism in Eukaryota, Metazoa, Porifera, Calcarea, Leucosolenida, Sycettidae. Bases 278 to 2734 code for a protein of 818 amino acids.
UCAACUGAGAACUUUACCGGCGGGAGCAUUCAAUGGUCUUGGCAGGCUAAGUACAUUAGAGCUGCAAAAUAAUCAACUGAGAACUUUACCAGCGGGAGCAUUCAAUGGCCUUGGCAGGCUAAGUACAUUAGAGCUGCAAAAUAAUCAACUGAGAACUUUACCGGCGGGAGCAUUCAAUGGUCUUGGCAGGUUAAGUACAUUGGCAUUACAUCAUAAUUUUCUCAUAACCCUACCAGCAAACCUCUUUCGUGACUCUGGAUCAAUAACAGAACUUUACAUGAGCAACAAUAAAUUAAAAGCAUUCCCAGAAGGAUUGUUCACACCACUUAAAAAUGUCAUAUACCUAAUACUGGAUGCUAAUAACCUGACGACCGUGCCAGCUUCAAUGUUUACAUCGAGCAGACAAUUAACAUACCUUCAUUUGCAAAAUAAUCGAAUCAAGACCUUACCAAGCGUACCGUUUUCAAGUCAUCUUAAAACAUUAUCAUUGUUUAACAAUCUCCUGACAACCCUACCAGAUGAAAUGUUUACCAAGCAGGUCUGGCAGAUAGAGGAUCUGAAAUUGCAAAACAAUCUUCUUACCAAGGUCCCGAGGGGAAUUUUUAGUGCGUACACAAUAACUAAAUUUGGCACGAACAUUGAUCUUCGGAACAACAAGCUGGCCAUCGAUCAUCGACUCUGCGCCCUAACUCCGUCUGUGGGUGACUACGCCAUACACUUAUCAGCGGAUUACCAAGUCCGGAACUACAUAUAUAAUGCGUACCACAAGGGAAUCUGCUAUCAAAAUUGUGACACAUUGCGUCCAGAAGAAAAUGACUGUGACGAUGGCUUUAUGUGUGAUGGACUGAUCUUGAACUACAAAUGUAUUGUUGCACCACCAUCAAUUGGUCCUGACGUAACAAUGAUCUACUCUAAUGGCAGCUCAUCCAUCAUUGUUGAAUGGUCGAACCUUCCAGAGAAGGAAGUUCGCAGUCCUCUCCAAAACUACAUGAUCAGAUACACUGACAACUAUGGCAAGACUGGAACUGUUGAGAUUAAUGCCACGACACAAUCGACUACGCUACUGAAUCUAAGAGGCUCCAGAGAAUACAAAAUUUCUGUAAGAGCCGCAAUAGCCACAGGUUAUGGACCAUAUGGACCUGCAGCCAAUCAGACAACUGCUGAAGGCGUACCAUGGAUUGGUCCCACUAUAACAUCAGCUAAUGCUACGUCCAAGACAGCUAUCCAUGUCAGCUGGGCACCUUUAAGCCAAGAGGAACUUUGCGGCAAUCUCCACAGCUAUCAGGUCCGACUCGUGGACACCGCCGCUAGUUGGAGCACAGUUGUCGAGACUAGUGCCACUAGAAGGUCAGUCGCUAUACACAAUCUUACCGCUCACACAGAGUACAAGGCGUGCGUGCGAGCUUCAACCAGUGUUGGAUAUGGGCCCUGGUCACCAUGUCAGCCAGUAACAACGAACGAGGGAGUUCCAUCGGCUGCUCCUAACAUACUGUUUAUGACAUCCACUUCUGUCACUUCUAUCUACCUAAACUGGUCCCGAGUGCCAGAGGCGGAACUCAAAGGUGUCCUGCAUGGAUAUCAGGUCCUACUCACUGAUGCGGGUAAUAAGACAUCAGUUGUGGAAUUGCCAGCAUCCGCUACAAACGCUAAGCUAGAUCACCUCCUUUCAGGUACCGUGUACAAGGUUACUAUGAGAGUUAAGAAUGGAUUAGCCUAUGGCCCUCAUGGGCCCACGUUGUCACAAGAAACUAUGGUCGCUUUUCGCGCAGCCGAUGGUGUUUCUGUUGAAUUGACUUCGAAUACACAUGCCGUGAACGCCAAGGUGGCCUGGCAGCCAGUCGCAAACACUGGACAAGGCACUGUGAUCGGAUAUCGUGUGCACUAUCGCAGAGUCCAUAUACCGUACUAUCAGGCAAUCAGAGUGCCGGCUGAUGUCACUUGGUUGCUAGUUCACCUGGCUGCUAAGCAAGACUAUCAAUUCAAGGUGCAGACUCUAGGAAGCACUGGUCAGGGACGCAACAGUACACCCAUCACACAAAUGGGAUAUCCGAAAAAGCCGGGUCAGACCGUAAAUAUAUUGGUGAAGUUUUUGAAUGGUCACAGCGCGCAGGUAAAUUGGACGAUAUCCUCUUUCUCCCAGCCUGAUCAGUAUCAUGUGCUAGCAUACUCGCAGACAGCAAGCAGAGGAGCAGAUGCAGUACCGGAUGCACAACAGGUUGUUUCCGAUCCGACCGUCAGCACGAUACUUUAUGGACUAAGGGGAAGCACAAACUAUGCCUUUGAUGUGAUUGUGAUAAACAAGUACCGGAGCGUUGCAUUCAAGAGUCCAUCGACUGUGACCUUUUCCGAUCUUUCACGGUCCCUGGCUUUCUACAAAUCGCCCAAAGAAGAAGUGGCGGAGAGCAAGCCGGUACUUAUGGCCAUCAUGUACACAUCCGUGGCUCUGGCCGUUGGCGUUGUCCUGGUCUUCGGCGUGCUGAUGCUGAUGAUGAUACGCAAGAGACUGCUUAUCCGAGCUAACAACGGGGACAUGGCAAUUCCUCACCAACCGUUGGUGAAUUCACACAGUACCUCAUCGGACUUUGAAGCUGACUCUACUCAAUCUUCUAAGAUUAGGUUGAACGCUGAUGCAAGGAGCAGUGUCAACAAUGCUGCUGUUCCCCUUAUGAGCAACUCUGAUGAGCUGGACGACAAAACUCACUCUCCUGUCGCCGAAACAUCUUUUCAGGAUUAGUGAACCUUUACGCUGGAAAAGUGAUUGCUGGCUGCCAUCACCUGACAUUUUCAUUUUUUUGCGAUUGUUCACAAACCCAACUCGUAAAAGAAGUAAUUAUUCCCGUAGCUAUGCAAAAGACGUUACGUCAGUAACGUCUGGCGCUAGCCAGG